This is a messenger RNA of Hevea brasiliensis (rubber tree), 769 nucleotides long. Its product is annotated as thioredoxin H-type. The transcript has 3 exons. The coding region runs from base 100 to 453 and encodes 117 amino acids. The record is from RefSeq and is a predicted model, not a curated record. Lineage: Eukaryota; Viridiplantae; Streptophyta; Magnoliopsida; Malpighiales; Euphorbiaceae.
CGAAGGAAAGUAUCAAUGUUAUGAGGAUCGUUAAAUACGAGACAGAUAGAUACCUCGCUUCGUUUGAGAUUCUCAAUUAAGGAAGCUAAAACAGAGAAAAUGGCUGAAGAGGGACAGGUGAUUUCCUGCCACACCGUUGAGGCUUGGACCGAUCAGCUCGAUAAGGGACAGGAGAGCAAGAAACUGAUUGUGGUGGAUUUUACUGCUUCCUGGUGUGGGCCAUGUCGUCUCAUCAAUCCAAUUCUGGCAGAGUUGGCCAAGAAGAUGCCCAAUGUUAUAUUCUUGAAGGUGGAUGUGGAUGAAUUGAAGUCUGUCGCUGAGGAUUGGGCUGUUGAGGCAAUGCCAACUUUUAUGUUCUUGAAAGAAGGAAAAAUAGUUGACAAGGUUGUGGGUGCCAAGAAAGAGGAACUGGAGUUGACCAUUGCAAAGCAUGCUCAGAUGGCAGCAGCAUAAUGGAUUAAGUAUACUGGGUCUUCAGUGGUAUUCAAGGAAUGCAUGCUUAUGGCAGUGUAAUUGUGUUUUUAUAGAUAUCUAUGAAUUUAGUAUGUUUAUGUAAGUGAUGAACUUGUUCUUCAUAUUGCUACUUGUUAUGUGGUCGUAUGAGGAUUUUUAAUAUUCUCUUUUGCAUUGGCAUGCUCAAUUACAGAAGCAAGCUUUCUAUGUAGUAGAUUUGUGUUGCUUGUAUAGUUGUGGCUGCCAAGGGUAUGUGAAAGUGCCUCAUGGCGGUCUUCUGUUACCGUUAUCUUCGGAGAAACAUUUGUUCUUUUCA